UUGAACUUAAGUUUCUUCCCAUUAUGGAUGCGAGAAUUCUUCGUCCACGUAAUUUACAAAGAAUAAGUUGUGUUAAGCAACCAGACGAGGCUUCUUUAAGGAGAUCUGCUAACUCAACUGUAUCUGAUGAUGACUUAAUCCUUCGGAAAAAUCUUUCAUCAGUAGUUUGGGUGCAAUGUGAUAAUCCAGAUUGCCUUAAAUGGAGAAAACUUCGAAGCGAAGUUGCCAACAACAUUACAGAAGAAACCCACUGGACAUGUAACAUGAAUGAUGACAAAAGUUUUAAUAGCUGCACAUACCCUGAAGAGAGUACCACUGCUUUUGAUAAAUUGGCAAAACGUGUGAAGUUGGAUGUAAUUAAGUCAGAGCUAAAGCCUGGCACAUUAGUUUGGGCCAAGACUAAAGGCUAUUGCAGGUGGCCAGCCAUUAUAAGUGCUGAUCCUGCCAAUGGGCUUCAUUUUGAUGGAGAUGGAAUUGAAAUCUUGUGGUAUCAUGUAGAGUUUGUGGGUGGAGAGAGGACACAUGCUUGGGUUGGUGCCAAAAGCACUGAGGUUUUUGGGCCAGGAAACACACACCUUAUACAGGAAGAAAAGCAACCCAGGCUUCCCAAGAAAAAAUCAAAGAGACAAAAAAGAUUUGGUCUUCCAGCUAGAGUAAAGGAGAAAGAUAAAGACACAUACAAGGGUGGUUACACAGUGCAUGAGUCCAUUAAAGAAGCUUUGAUUUUGCUGCCACUUUCAUUAGAGGAUAGAUUAAAAACUUGCUGGUUUACCAGUGAAAAUUUUAACCCUGCAGACAACUCUUUCAAGAAAAACUGUUUUAAAGAGACUAUCAAAUCAAAACAUCAAGAAUUAAGGAAUGAACCAAUUAAAAAUCAAAACAGAAAGUUUCAAGGAAUUGAACUGAAUGAAGAAAAUAAAAAAUUGAAGCAACAUUCUAAAAAACCUAUUAAAGAAAAUAACAACCACAGUGCAAGAAGAGAACUACAGUGUUUAGACUUUCCCACAUCACUACUGGAUGUAUCAAAGGAAGAGAGGUUCAUUCUAGACUUAGAGAUGUACACAAGAAAUCAGCGCCUGUUUGAACACGAUGUUAUCAGAUUCAUGUCACGUAAUGGCUUGAAAUUAGCCUUAGCUCCAAUCUGGCAGAAAAUGGAAGUCAGUAUAUUUAGUCUUUAUCUAGCAGUCCAUGAGCGUGGAGGUUAUAGCCAAGUGUGUGAAAGGCACCUGUGGCAUUCUGUAUAUAUGGAGGUUGUGCAGCAACCCAAUAAACAAGGAGGUUCCUUGGCAAAAAGGUUUUAUAAAAGAAAUCUCUAUCCAUAUGAGCUUUAUGUUAAUGGACAAGACUAUAGUUUUAUUGUGCAAGAGCUAGCUAGCUCUUCUAAACAAAAGUGCACAGAAGUGGUAUUCAAGCACACAUCUUGUAGUGAGGACAGGUUUUCCACAGGAGAAGAAGAGUUUGAUAGCCCAGAUGUCCUCAAACACUUAGAUGAGCUGGAUAAAAUUCUAAAAUCCUUGGAGAAUGGAGAGGAUGCUGAUAAUGAGGACAGACUUGUGCCUGUAUUAGAGACUAAUCAACAACUAAUCUCUGGGCAUGAUUGGUCCAACUAUGGGUCUCCACUUGAGAUGGAUGUGACAGGAUCAGAUAAAGGAAUAGCAGCAGAACCAGAAGAAAAAGCCCAAGUUGUGCCUGAAUUAGACUUUCCUAGUUCUGUUGAGAGCAGCGAAGCAUCUGAUGACAAUCAGAUUUUACAUGAAAUGCAGGCGUUACAAUAUGAUAUGGAUGUUCUUCAAAAUGAAAUUGAUCAGCUAUGAGUACUUGAACUACUUACAUUUAUUUUUUAAAAUUUUCUUGUUACUUUCUUUUAUGUCUAUGUGAAAACCAUUGUUGUGCCA
Molecule: messenger RNA, 1895 nt
Organism: Physella acuta
Lineage: Eukaryota; Metazoa; Mollusca; Gastropoda; Physidae
Product: AT-rich interactive domain-containing protein 4B
Cellular component (GO): nucleus
Molecular function (GO): zinc ion binding; DNA binding
Source: RefSeq, a predicted model, not a curated record